CGUCCAUUGGCCCUCGCCUGCUGCCAAUCAAACGGUGGGCGGCGCCGGCGGAGCAGCGAUACUUCCAGUGAAGCGCUCACAUGCGCUACAACACGCAGCGGAGGCGACGGGCUGGACGGGCCGCGGCGCAGCGCAACAUCCACACGACCGGACGACAGCAACGACAACAACACCACCACCACCACACCGGCGGGUCCACAACACUGCGACCGCGUCCACAGCUUACGACACUUUCUCAUCAUCGUUGACUGCUUUUCUUUUCUCUCUGUCGCCGGCUCGGGAUGUAACUGUCAGUGUCGAGUCCGCGCUUCGAGCUGAUCCGCGCUCUCGGCGUUUCACCGGCGAAGUUGCAACUUGCGAGAAUAAGUGCGCGCGCGCGCGUGUGUGUGUGUGUGUGUGUGUGUGUGAGAGGAGGAGGGGGGGGGGAGGCAACUUGUGCCACAUUUUUCUUUCUUUUUUUGUACAUGACAUUGUAACGCUCGGCUCCCGUCACCUCUCGACCAUGGCGGAAGCGGCCCAGCAGCCACACCUGGUGGAAAUCGACCCGGACUUCGAGCCCCUGUCGCGGCCCCGCUCCUGCACUUGGCCCCUGCCGCGGCCGGAGUUCGUCCACCCGGGCGACUCCAACGCGUCGUCGCCGGUGCCCUCCGUCAAGCAGGAGCCCGUCGGCACCGCCGACUUCAUCAGCAGCCUGAGUCUGCUGGAGGAGAGCGAGGACUUCGCGGAGCAGAAGCCCGCCGCGCUCUGCCCCGACUUCCAGUGUCGGGACAACUGCGUCCACCAGCCGCCGCCGCCGCCGCAGCAGCAGCAGCAGCAGCAUCAGCAGCAUCAUCAGCACCCGAACCCGCAACUCCCGCAUCAGCAGCCGCAGCAGCCGCAGCAGCAGCAGCAGCAGGUGCCGCUGCUCUCCUCCCCGGGCGGCUCGUCGUCCUCGGCGGCCGCGGCCGCAGCAGCCGCCGCCGCCGCCCAGAGGAAGAGCAGCUCGUCCCGGCGAAACGCGUGGGGGAAUAUGUCGUACGCGGACCUCAUCACCAAGGCGAUCGAGAGUUCCCCGGAGAGCCGACUGACCCUGUCGCAGAUCUACGACUGGAUGGUGAAGAGUGUGCCCUAUUUCAAGGACAAGGGGGACAGCAACAGCUCCGCAGGAUGGAAGAACUCCAUCAGACACAACCUGUCCCUGCACAGCCGCUUUGUUCGUGUCCAGAACGAGGGGACGGGGAAGAGCUCGUGGUGGAUGUUGAACCCGGAGGGCGGGAAGAGCGGCAAGUCCCCGCGGCGCAGGGCAGCCUCCAUGGACAACAACAGCAAGUUCACCAAGAGCAGAGGAAGAGCCGCCAAGAAAAAGCUGUCCCUGCAGGGCGGCCCUGACGGAGGCGCAGAGAGCCCCGGCUCCUACUCCAAGUGGCCCGGCAGCCCCAAUUCCCACAGCAACGACGACUUCGAAGCCUGGAACAGCUUCAGGCCUCGGACCAGCUCCAAUGCUAGCACUCUGAGCGGCCGCCUCUCGCCUUUCAUGCCGGAGGACGAUCUCGGGGAGGCAGACGUGCACAUGGGCUACCCAGGAGCCCCCGGGGCCAAAAUGACGGCCACGCUGCCCAGCCUAACAGAGAUGACCGGCUCACUGGGACACAGUUCGGAGAACGUCAUGGAGAACCUUCUGGACAACCUGAACUUGCUCUCGCCCAACAACUCUCAGGUCGGAGGAGGGGCGACGACCCCCGGCUCCUCCCAGUCCUCCCCGUCUCCCAUGAUGCAGCCGAGCCCCGGGUACCCCGCUUACAGCUCCCCCAGCAUGGCCGCGCAGCCUCAGCAGGACUAUCGCAAGUGUGGCUACGGACAAACCGGAAUGAACACUCUGUCGUCCAUGCCGCUGCAAACGCUGGCGGAGAGCAAACCCAGCUUCGGACCCGGUAUGGGCCAGUACAGCUGCCCCGCGGGGCUUCUGAAGGAGCUGCUGACGUCAGACACAGACCAGCACGGAGAUCUCAUGCCGUCAGUGGACACUGUGGUGUCUCAGUCCAGUGGAGGCUGCAUGCUGCCGCCGUACAGCAGCAGUCAGCAUGCGGUCAAACUCAUGGGCGGAGGGAACGGUCACUUGCACGCUCUCUCUCACACCCAUCCACACAAUGUGCACAGCCAAGGCCCGGCCACGUCACUAGCUAUGAAUGGCCGCUUGCUCAUGUCCCUGAGCCAUGGCGGGGGCAGCACACGUUUGCCCGCAGCCAAAAGUCCAAUGCAGAUGCCUUACGGCAUCUCCAGCCACCUCAGCGGGGUAGGAAUGCCCGGCGGCUUCUGCCCCCUCAACACCAAUGGGUACGGCCGACCAGGCCUGCCGCCACCCACACACCCGGAGAAGCUCCCCAGCGACCUGGACGACAUGUCCAUCGAGAAGUUUGAGUUUGACAUGGAGACGGUGCUCCAUGACACCCUGAUGGACGGGGACUCUCUGGACUUCAACUUUGAGCCGAUGGUGACCCAACAAGGUUUCCCCCACGGGGUAAAGUCCACCACACACAGCUGGGUGUCAGGGUAGAAACUGUAGACUGAGAAGAAAGAAAGAAAAAAAGAUCUGUUCAUCUGAAAUGUCCUUGUUGCUGUUUGGUGAAAGACACAUUCAGAACUCAUCGUCCCAUAAUCAUAACCUGCAGUUUCUCUACUUUAAAAAAAACAAAAAAACUUUUCUCUUAUCACUUCCACGAUGUGCCGAGGACGUCCCUGAACUGAAGACGAUGAAACCAGAACUCAUUUUGAAAUAUCAAACAUUCUGUACAAACUAAGUGCCAAACAUUUUUGCCUUAACGUAAGAGCCAAACUGAAACACACCUCUCUGGUUUACUCACCAAGGCUAGAAAUACUACACAGUGGUUUUGUCUAAGAUUUUUUACAAGAAAUGCUGCCAACUACAUCUCAUCAUCAUCAUCAUCAUCAUCAUCAUCAUCAUCAGCAGCAGCAGCAGCAGCAGCAGCACAAUCUGUGGGGGUGAACCAGCUCAUACUCUCUGCUGUUUACUUGUCUCCACAUGUGUAUGUGCACUGUAGUGAUAAUUGAUCACCACUACGGACGAAUUAUGAAGUUAAUCUGGCUCAUGGGUUUGUGGACUGAUAUGAUUUCACGUGAGAGACUUCUCAAGGGGUCCUCGGAUGAUGUUACAUAAUAACUCACUUUGUUGUCGCCUGAAUGUACAUAGAGUCGUUGUCGUAGAGAUUGAAAAAAUCAGGUCCGUAGUGUAUUUUAUGUGACUGUAAAUAGUGUUUACAGAAUUGAAGCAAAAAUUAAGGCAGCAGAAGUGAGCUCACGGAGCAAACUGGAUCAGAUUCAUAUCGAGCACAUGUCAAGUGGACACGUCUGUGUUUGAGAAUCCGCGUCAAUCAGGCUGUAAAAAAAUGGUCAUAAACUUUCUGAUUUCUUGUACAUAAAUUAAGGAUGUAUAUUAAAAUUAUGGAGUCGUCGUUUACUAGAUUUUAGUUUAUAUUUGACGCCUAAAUUAUUUGACGUUGAGAUAGAUUCAUGCUGGUGCAGAACCUGCACUCGGACAUUGAAACUGUUCAUUGAGUCAUUCGUCACUCUGAACCUUAAUACCACAGGGGCCUAUUUACUGUGCCUAACAAAGUAGAUAUCGACUGCAGGCUUGAAGGGUUUUAUAACGUAAAUGUCUACGGUCCAGAAGAUACUCAAAGGCAGCGGUCUCGAAGAGAAGUACAGUGAAUUCUUUAUUCUCGGUUCCCCGCCUUCUCAAGCAGAAGAAGAAGCGAGUGAGAUGGUUAGGGUUUCCUGAACGCUUUGUGAACGUGAGCAGGUCGAGGUGGGGUUCAUAAAAGGACAAUUCUCGGCGCCACAGUUGCGUCCGCAUCGACGCCGAGUCCGAGACCUGCUUGAGACUGUCAUUAGAGACACUGUGAGUCACCAGCCUGUCCCCUGUUCACUUUCAGAACUUGUUUUUUUUCUUCUUUGUCUCAAAAGAUUAGUGUGACUGAUUUGAAUUAGUACAGUAUGAUUCCUUCUUGUCCAAAAGAGCCGCCCGAUGCCGUCAACAGGAUCAGCUCCACUUUUACUCUGCCUCUACCUCUACCCAUGUGUCGAUAGCUUGAUAGCUCCCAGCAUCGUUUUAAUAAGAAGCUUAUUUUUAUUUUUUAUUUUUUUUAAGUUUCCCCUUGAAAAGCGCUACUUAAGUGUUAAGUAUUUUAUCCAGCUUGUAUAUUUGCAUUUUCUGAACUUGCUUUUCCAACUUAUUGCUGUACUAACAAUGAGCUCGUCAGGCAGCGAGCGACUUCUUACGCAGAGUCACCAAUAGUGCACAAGGUCGCGGCGACCUCAGUGAAGGCGUCGACUGGCCCGGUGGCUGUAAGACCAAGUGGCUUGGAGGCGACCAAGUGAAACGGAAAACUGCCUAUUUGACAUUAAUGUUAAUUGAUUGACUUAACCACAUAUAUCAGCGUGUGUCGUCAAGGACUCUCGAGUGUGCAAGUUUUUAGUUUUUUUUAACUGAAGUCGUGCUACCACUGAGUUCUCCUCCAACCGCAGGGGGAAAGCUCUGGUGGUCGAAAUGAAAACUUGCAUGCUCCAGACCAGAAAAAGCACACGAUCUGUCACCGCAGACAUCGAUUUUAAGAACGCCUGGGAGCAGGCAGGUUUUUUUACGAGUAGUAAAGAGAAAUUCUUAACAUUUCAAAAAGGCUCUGCAGAGAAGCCGCGAAAGAAGCUGCUAUUUGGCUUUGGUGCCAGAUGUUGCCUUUUCUUACCCAAACAUGCCAUAAUGUACUAUAGCCAAAUUUGCCUUUUUGAAGUUAAAGUGAUAUAUUUAGCCUUUUUAUCAUGUGAUAUGUUCAGAAUUAUAUAUAUAUAUAUAUAUAUAUAUUUGUGCCGGUCACUCAAGUCAGGAUAAACUAUACUGAAUCCAUGUAGUCAGUGUCACAGGGUUCAUUCUAAAAGUAAAAGAGCUGUACUAAGUAAAUUAUAUCUCUACAUUUUAAACAUUUUGAAUCUAUGCAUUGUAUUCCUUAAUUUUAUGUUGCUAUUGUUAUAUUUUCUUUUUUCUUUUUGAACUUAUGACAGAGAUAUUUUAUUGUAACAUAGCGCUGUGAGAUAUAAUGGUGUUGUUGUUGUCAAAACUCUAUGUUCCAGAUAGUUAUAUGGGGGGAAAAAAUGAAGUUUAUUUAGAAAAAUAGAUGAUGCAGUGAUUGAUAGGCUACGCUUUUGUAAACUGACGAUGUUGUAUUUCUUGUAUUUAGCUACAGUUUUUAGAAAAUAGCAUCAAAAAGCAAAUUACUGAAAAAAAAAUUGUUAAGAUAUAUUGUAUUUUUAAAAUGAAAAACACAAUAUUUAGACUGUCAGAGAACUCCUGCUUGAAAUGCAGAUCCUGGACCAAGUUUUGUAAUUUUAUGAAUAGAAAGAUGUUGCACUUUUACUCACAUUUUAUAACAAAGUGCUCCUCGUGUCAAGAGGAAGAAAACACCCGAAACAUAUUUUAAAAUGAAAAUCUGUUACAUCUAACUUAUACAGGAAUAAAUUGGAAAUACGCUGUGUGAUUUGCAAUCAAUAAGAAUAUGUAACUUGUUCAAUAUUAAUGUAUUAAGACCUGAAUAAAUGUAUCUCUGUGUUAAA
This is a messenger RNA of Scophthalmus maximus (turbot), 5601 nucleotides long. RefSeq names its product forkhead box O1 a (gene foxo1a). The record is from RefSeq and is a predicted model, not a curated record. Bases 503 to 2533 code for a protein of 676 amino acids. Gene Ontology annotation, molecular function: RNA polymerase II cis-regulatory region sequence-specific DNA binding; DNA-binding transcription factor activity, RNA polymerase II-specific. Gene Ontology annotation, biological process: regulation of transcription by RNA polymerase II. Gene Ontology annotation, cellular component: nucleus. NCBI's taxonomy places the organism in Eukaryota, Metazoa, Chordata, Actinopteri, Pleuronectiformes, Scophthalmidae. The transcript has 3 exons.